AAGAAGCGAACAAAAAUAAGGGAGAGAAUAUUGUACUCAGCUUAACAUAUGUUCUGUACCUCCUUUUUAGUGCUAAGUGCGAGUGGCGAGUCAAUGUUACAUUGUAACAUUUUAUUUAUAUUGACAGCAGCAAACUCCACCACCACGGCAUAUCAACAACCACCAAUCAACAUUGCUGUUGUACACACACAUACAAACGCCAAAACAAAAAGGAUAUUGAUUUUCCAACGAGUGCGAAGAAGAAAGAGAAACGAACGGACUUUACAAAUGAAAAUCAAAGCUGAAUCAUACUUUUAGCUCGCGGUAUACAAAAAAAAAAAUAAUAAAAUAUGUAAAAGUUAUUUCAGCAAGCCAUAAAUUUGAAAAUAGUACCUAAAAAAGCACAGAAAGGUGUAAAAAAGGUUUAUAAAAAUAGUAAAACCCAAAAAAAUGCUGUGCAGUUCACAUAAACAUUAACGAAAAUCCAUACCCUCAAGUUUUUACUUUGCAAGAACGGUCUUAACAAGUGAUACAAAAAAAGUGUAAAAACCAAGACCACCAAUCACCCAUUACUUCAAAAAACGGAUAUUUUCCUCUCCAAGCAGCACAGUCUACACUUCCUUGGUAUCUACAUAUCCACAUAGUGUGGCCCUUAACACUGUGGAGCAUUUUUUUUGAAAAAGAAAAAAUCACAUCUCCUAUUCAAAACAAUGGCUUUAGAUUUUGUUGCGACCUACAAAGUCUUGGUGUUGGGCGAUUCUAAUGUCGGCAAGACAUGCAUUGUCCACAGAUAUUGUGAUGAAAAGUAUUACGACACAUACAUCUCCACUAUUGGCAUCGACUUUAAACAAAAGCUUAUCAAUCUUGAUGGAGUACCGAUAAAAUUGCAAAUUUGGGAUACAGCAGGUCAAGAGCGCUUCCGCACUUUAACAACUGCAUACUACAGAGGUGCCAUGGGUAUUCUACUUAUGUACGAUGUCACUAAUCUAGAGAGCUACAACAAUUUAUCGUAUUGGUUAAGAAAUAUACAAGAGAAUGCCUCACCGGAUGUGGUCAAAGUUUUAGCUGGAAACAAAUGUGAAUGCUCAGCCACUCAACGAAUGGUGGAUAAAGAACGGGGAGAGAAGAUUGCCGAAAAUUUUGAUAUGCCAUUCUUUGAGGUAUCCUGUAAAAAUAAUAUCAACAUUGAAGAUGCUUUCCUAUCACUAGCUAGAAAAAUACGAGAACAACGAGAAAGAAGGGGUGAAAAUUUUGAUAACGACGAUAAACCACAAGAAAAAAAAUCUCCUGGCUCCAAUGGCUUAGGCACAUUUAGCCUAGCCAGUUUAUCGGAGGCAAACCGUUGUUCUUGUUAAACCCACAAGAAUUGGUAAAACUAUGUCUUAAAAUAAACCAAAAAUUAAAUUAUUUUAAAGAAAUCGUUUAAGUAAAUUAUGAUUAUUAUUAAUAACAAUUAUCAAUUAAUACAUUAAACACUUGUACACAAACUCGUGGGCUGCAACAAAAAAAAAUCCAAAAAAAUAAACAAAUCUUGUCCAAAUAGCAACAAAAGUAUAAUAAUGAGAAAAACUAAAAAAAAAACAGACAUUUUAACGCCAAACUAUACAGAAUGAUAUAGUGUAUAAACAUUUUAAAUUUCUAAGUAAAUGCUUUUGGGUUUUUUGAAACCUUGCAAAAUAUUUUCAUAAAACGCUUUGGAAUAUAGGGAAAACCGAAUGUUUUUUCUUUCUGUUUCUUUUUGUGCAAUUUCAAAAUUCGCUGCUGAAAAGUCUGACACGUAUGUAUUGUGCAAUAACAUUUAUUUAUAUUUACGGAAUAUUUUUUUUUUGAAAAUGAUUUAAGUCAAUUUCUAAGCCAAGUUCGAGUAUAUAUUUGCUGAGUUUAAAUCUCGAUUAAAUAAAAAAUUCAAUUAAAAUUU
Molecule: messenger RNA, 1897 nt
Organism: Stomoxys calcitrans (stable fly)
Lineage: Eukaryota; Metazoa; Arthropoda; Insecta; Diptera; Muscidae
Gene: RabX4
Product: ras-related protein Rab-13
Exons: 5
Coding region: 690-1334 (214 amino acids)
Molecular function (GO): GTP binding; GTPase activity
Source: RefSeq, a predicted model, not a curated record